GCAAAAAUGAAACACAUGGCCAUCAGUGCUCCAGCGCACUGUCUGCAAGCAAAGCUCACAGCCUCUCUCCUAAUCUCCUCCCUGUUGCCGUCACAGUUGCUUCGUGCUGACAAAUUGGCAAUUAAGUUUGUCUGUUGAAUUAUCAUGUAGUAGGAGUGUUUUUUUUCGUGCAUGAACUGUUGGUGAAAUCGAUGUGUCGAUGGAGUUUGAAUUGUUUAUUUUAUUUUGUUUUUGGUGUUGCGUGAAUUGUGAUGUCUAUAUAAGCGCGCCUAUUCACAUCGCCCCCUUUUGCGACGCACACCAUUCUUUUUUCUUGAUACUUUUGUACUGGGUGCGUUGUGUUGGUUACACCACCAUGGAGAUGGGACGAUCGGGAAAUGGUGGCGGCAAGGUGGUCACCUUCGACGACUCGGUAGCCGGGAGGCGCCGGAACGGCGGCUCCCUCUCGUCGUACCUCGACGUUGGCAACAAGGAUGCCGUCGAAGCCGGCCGUGCCGCGCGGCCCAUGCCCGGCAUGGGCAGUCGGCGCCGCACGUACGCUGACGGCGAGCUCGACGUGUUCACCGCCGAGCGGUACUUCAAGGGCGCAAUGGACGGUGAUGGCGGCGACCGCAAGGAGGCCAUCGUCCGCGCCGCGGUGGCGGCGGUGGUGCCGCCCGUGGAGACGGCCGCCGCGAGGCCGGCCGAGGCCGUGGUGAUGGCGCGGCCGUCGUCGACAAGCGCGUCGACGGCGAGCUUCACCGCGAGCUCGGCGUCCAGCGUCAACAGCCAGACCGCGCUCUUCCGUGGCGGCCACCGGCGGCGCGGCAGGAAGUGCUGCGUCCAGGUCGGCGUGCUCAUGCGCACGUGCUCCGGGAAGCGGUCGGUGCGCGUCGACGGCGACGCGGCCAAGGAAGCCCACGACGUCGGCGAGCCGCCGGCGGCGAGCAGGAUCGACUGGUACAGAGAGCUGAGGAUGCAGAAGGCCGCCCUUGGGCUCGUCCCUGGAGAUGGCGGCAACAACCAUGGCGUGGUGGCCGCCGGCCUCCCGCCAGGUUUGAACCUUGGCACGGCGAAAGUGGCAGCCAUCGGGAGGGAGAUGACACGGGAGGAGAAGGCGGCCGGGGUCACCUUUUCAAGUUCCAUGAGGAGAAGCGUCGCUCUCGUGGCUCCGGUGGUCAGAGCCAACGCGCUACCGGCGAGCGGCCGUGCCGGCAUAGGCGACGGUGACGGCGACUGCGACGAUGACGGCGCCGGGAGCGAGUCGAGCUCGGACCUGUUCGAGAUCAAGAGCCUGAUGAUCGAGGACUGCCGCUACGAGCCGAGCGAGGCGAGCAUCCAGUGGAGCGUGGUGACGGCGAGCGCCACGGACGCGUCGGAGCCGCGCGGCGACCGCGUCCCCGGCAGAUGGGUCGGCGGCAGGGGUCCUGUGGCCGGGAGGCAGCACCGGGACCACCGGCCGGUCGGACUGCUCGCGGGUUGCGCCAGCCACAGGGCCGUGGACGUGUCGGCGGCGACAAGGGCCGCGCCGAACACGGGGGCCACCGCGGCGGCGGUGCAGCGGCGCGGUGAUGGAUUUCAGAAGGCACGGAAUGCAGGAGCCUGACGAGAUCCUUUAAUUUGUUGCACUCUGCUUCUGUGUGGAUUCAUGCCAUAUUGCCAUUGUAACCAUCUUGGACGGUAUCUGGGAGAUUAAAAGGUCAAGAGAUUGAGAUUUCCUGAACCUUUGACUGUACUACCUCCAUCCCAAAUUACUAUUCGCUUUGAUUUUUCUA
Molecule: messenger RNA, 1754 nt
Organism: Setaria italica (foxtail millet)
Lineage: Eukaryota; Viridiplantae; Streptophyta; Magnoliopsida; Poales; Poaceae
Exons: 1
Coding region: 200-1585 (461 amino acids)
Biological process (GO): phototropism
Source: RefSeq, a predicted model, not a curated record